AUGUCAGUUCGCGGAAAGGAGUUCCCGUCCUUCGUUCAAGAUGCUGGCAAUGGUUACAAGCUCCGGUUACUGCUCCUUUUGGUCGCGUCCGAGUAUAUAGCAGCACUGCAAGAGUUCAUGACCUGGAGCUUCCCGGACACCUGGGCCGCCCUCAAGGCCCAGGUGGCCGAACACGCUCGGCAGUUCAUCCGCUUCCCCGCCACCGUACCGCAGCCGCACCCUUUGCAUGACCCCAGCGCCUUCCGCAUUUGGGCCGCCUUCACGCACUGCUACUUUCACGGCCUGCGUGGGGCCUCGGACAGCAGCAGCAGCAGCAGCAGCACUACCGCCAACAUCAGCAAUGCGGAGGAGCGCAGGGAGGCUACUCGUUGGUUGCAUCGUCUGGUGGGGGAGCGCAGCUGGCAGCUUGAGGGGCCCGUGUACUGCGCCGCGGCGCGGUGGGUGCAGGGCACCUUGGACCGCCUGGAGCCGCUCUUUCCCGGGGUGAAGACCACGUCCGCCGGGGACUGGGCGACGGGCGGGCAGCGCGACGGGCUGCGGCCCCUAGCGAUGCGUGGCGAGAAGAACACACAGGGCCGUUACGUGCCUGUGUAUCCCUUCCACAUGUCGGGCACGUGGAACGGAAACCGCUUGAAGUUCACGCUGCGGAGCCAGCAAGCCCCCCGCAGUGUCACGGGCUGCUGCGGAGUUCCGGGCAACUUUGGCCAGACCAACAACUGCGCACUGGGCUUCCUGGUGCUGGCGGACGUCUGCAUGGCCUUCACUGCGGCGAUGGAAAAGGCCGCCAAACCGGGCUACUGCCUAAACGGGCGAGAGGAGCUCCAAAAAACCAUCAUCCAGGACUUUUACAAUUCCGUGCUGUCCAGCGAUACGGGAAACAUAAAGCCCGACUACUUAUCGUACGGCUUUCCAUCGUACCUGGCAGCAUGUGCACUCGGCUGGAAGCUGGCUUUGGAGCAGGUACCGCUGUGGGGUAACGCUGCAGCGGAGUCGGCGGCGGCGGCGGCCACGAUGGCGGCUGCGGGGGGUCCAUCAGCUGUGGCUGCAGGAGCACAACCCCCCAUGUUGCAACUGCCGAGGGAACUACCGCCCCCCUCUCAGCAGUGGCAGCUGCAGCUGCCAUCGACGCCGUCCCCAGUGCCCCAGAUAUCUCAGCGGCCGCAACAGCAGCCUCAACAGCAGCAGGCGCAGCUGCAUGCGGUGAUGCAGCAGGCUCACGACCAGCAGCAGCAGGCCCAGCCGCCGCCGCAGCAGCAGCAGCAGCAGCAGCAACCGCAGCAUCUUGACCAGGAGGUGCAGCAAGGACUGCAGGGCUAUCUGACCGCCGCGCAACAACCGCACCAGAAUCACCGCCACUGUCAACAGCCCCCGCAGCAUCUUUACGUGCAUCCUUGGCCCUCAGCCGCAGUUGCCGAAGCAGAUGCCACCCGCACCACCAGCUGCCCGGCUGCCCCCGGACUGCAACUUCAAGUCCCUUCCUUACCCUCCGGCGGCUCGGCCACCUCCCUCAACGCCCUGAGUGGGGGCAGCAGCGGGCCCCCUUCUGUGUCGCCCUUUGUGGCCAUGCAGCAGCAGCAGCAGCUGCUGGGCCCUGCAGUGUUCCAGCGCACCUCUCCGCCGCCCUGCGCAGCACAGGGCGGCUUUCACUCCCCGCCUGGUGACCCUCGGGGGGUCACACAACACGCGGUGCUGAGUGGCCAUCAGACCCCACAAGCCCUGUUUGCGGUCACGGACGCCGUGCCGCAUCAUCAUCACCAUCAUCAUCAUCCUCUGCCACAUAGCCCGCUGGUAUUGCAGCCACCAUUCCCGCGGUCCAUGCAUUCGCCGCCGUCGCCUGUCGGCCCGCACCCCGCCGCCCCCGGUGGUGGCGGUGAUGGUGAUGGUGCUGCUGCUGCCGACGGGAUACCGGCGGAUACCGGCGUCACGAGCGGCCUGAGCAACAUGUCCCUGGAUGGCUCUCUAUUGACCUUUGGCGACGCAACCUUGCGGCUGAUAGGCGACGAAGUCGGGGCACAUGCGCCCGGAGGUCUGGCGUAUCUGGACCCGGGAGCUGGGCCGAUCGCCGGCGACGGCGGCUGCUUCAUCGGUGGUGCGGCGGACGCCGGCGCUGAGCUAAUGCCCGGCGCUAUGGACCCUCCCCCCGGGCCGCUGCUGGCCAACGGAGUCCUCCAGCACCUCCACAGUGCACCGCCGGAGGCUUUCCCGAAGCAGCUGAUCCCGACCCGCACCGUCACGACCCUGCUUCAAGUACCGCAGCUCCAGGCGGUGCAACAUGACCAGAUGCAACUGCCCAUGCAGCCGGCAGCAGUAGCGGCACCUGCGGAGCAAGGGUCGAUGCCGAGUACUGCAGCAGCAGCAGCAGCAGCGGCAGCGGCACCAGCUCCCGCAGCUGGCAGUGGUAAUGGCAAAGCAGCCGAGGCCGAGGCUUCAGCCGUGUUAUGUCUUCAGGCGGUUGCGGCAGCGCUGCGGCAGCUUCUGGACUCCCAGGCCCACAGUGCCGCCCCAGCGCCUGCACGAGUGGUGCGGUUGCACCGGGAGGUGACCACGGCGCUGGAGAACUACCACAACCACCCUAAGCAACAUCAUCAUAACCAUAAUCAGCUUCAUGGGCAGCACCAAUUUCAGCAAAUUCAGGAACAGCACCAGGCUCCCGUCGCAGCCACAACAGCCGCUUUUGGCGGGGGCCGAAAGUUACCCGGCAGUGGCCACGCCGCCUCAUCCCGGCUGCCGCUGCCGGUGCCAGCGCCCGGUCCCGGGCCGUUUGGCGGCGCGACUCCCUUCAUUCGGCCUAUUCCGGAGCUCCCCCCUGCAGGUCCGUUCGGCGGUACUGGUGGGGGCGCUCUGACCAUUCCCGGCUUAGCUGCGGGACCGCUGGGGUCAGCUCCGGCUGGGGCAGCUCCGGCCCCCACUCCUGUUCAGCUUGUGCCGCCAUCGCCCUCAGCUGCUGACGCACGCAGCGCACCCGGUCGCGAGCACAAGGUGCCGGCGCUCGGCUCGGGGCCCUGUGUCACAGGGGCCACAGGCGGAGUGGAGUCCCACACAGCGGCAGAGACGUCCGCCCAGAUGGGGUGCAGCAACGUGUUUCACACGGGUGGCGGGACACUGAUUGCGAUGAAGCAGGAAACUCUCACGGCCGCCGCCGUGGGGCCCUUGGGAACCACCACGGGUCAGAUGCCGGCGUUGGCUGGCGUGCCAGCCGAUGGCUGCGUCCAUGUGGACGCAGCUGGCGGAGGUGCCGGUGUCGGCUGGCGGACUCCGAGUGGCAGUUUCGGGCUGCCUCCGUUGUUGGAGCCGGCGGAGGUCCUGGAGGGCGAUAACUCUUUGCUGGAGCUGGCGUCGGGGUUGGCGGGGGGUGGCGGGGGUGCGUCCGGGAUGUCCUGGUCUCGGGGCGGCGGCGCAUCGCUGGCGGACUUGUUGGUGAGCCCCACCGGUAGCGGCCGGGGCGCUGUGGACCGCGGUGAUGGGGGUGACCUGGAUAGCGGUGUCGCAGGAGAGGUUGUUGGGGGUAGUGCGGGUGCCGGUAGUGCGGAUGCCGGUAGUGCGGAUGCGGAUGUGGGUGGGAGAGGUACCACCGGGGGGUGUUAA
Volvox carteri f. nagariensis is the source of this 3585-nucleotide messenger RNA. RefSeq lists its product as uncharacterized. NCBI's taxonomy places the organism in Eukaryota, Viridiplantae, Chlorophyta, Chlorophyceae, Chlamydomonadales, Volvocaceae. The record is from RefSeq and is a predicted model, not a curated record. The transcript is spliced from 5 exons. Bases 1 to 3585 code for a protein of 1194 amino acids.